GUGAUGGAAGAGGGAAAUCACUCGGAGGUGACUGAGUUCAUUCUCUCAGGACUGACAGAUCGUCCGGAGCUUAAGGUCCCCCUGUUUGCAAUGUUCCUACUGAUUUAUGGUAUCACCCUGGUGGGGAAUGGGGGGAUGAUCUUGUUAAUCACAAUUGAUCCCCAACUCCACACCCCCAUGUACUUUUUCCUCAGGAAUUUGUCUUUCUGUGACCUCUGCCUUUCCUUGAUAAUUUCCCCUAAGAUGCUGAUGAAUUUCUUAGCCGAGAGGAAAAGCAUUUCUUACACUGCCUGCUCUGUGCAAAUGUAUCUCUCUAUAAUUUUCGCAGAUGUUGAGUGCCUCUUGCUGACUGUGAUGGCGUAUGACCGUUAUGUGGCCAUCUGUAACCCGCUGCUCUAUACGGUCACCAUGUCCAGGCAGCUUUGUAACCAACUGGUGGUUGGGGUGUACACUGUGGGGGUGGUGGAUUCAUUGAUAAUCACGUGUUGUAUAUUUCGGCUGUCAUUCUGCAGCUCCAACAUCAUCAAUCAUUUCUUCUGUGACGUCCUCCCACUGUUGGCGCUCUCCUGUUCUGACACCCGCAUCAAUGAGAUUGUGAUGUUUGCUUCAAUGUGCUGCAUUCAAGUGAUAAGCUUUGUGACUGUCCUCCUCUCCUAUGUCUAUAUCAUCUCCACCGUCCUGCAGAUCCGCUCUGCUGAGGGCCGGCACAAACCCUUCUCCACCUGCACUUUCCACUUGAAUUCUGUGGUCCUGUAUUUUGGCACCCUCUUCUUCAUGUAUUUACGUCCCACCUCCAGCUAUUCCAUGGACACAGACAAAGUGACCUCAGUGUUUUACAUGCUAUUGAUCCCCAUGUUGAAUCCCCUCAUCUACAGCCUGAGGAACACGGAGGUGAAGGAUGCCCUGAGGAAAACAUUGAAUAAACUCCUAACCAAUUUUUGAAUCUGUUUAGUGGUGGGGAAUGGAAAUAGCUGAAUUCAAUUCCCAGCCCAUUACAAAGUAAUUUCGCAGAACACAUGGGAGUAUUGUUCUUUAUUGUAUCAUUAUUAUUAUUUUUUUUUUCCUAUUCCUAAAAGGUUUGCAGGCCCCAGCUAAGAUCAUUCGACAAAACAUGGGAAGCAUGACAGGGACAGCGAGAGAGAAUGAUUUUAUAAGCUGGUGGCUCAGGGCAUCCACCUAGAGGGUGAAAUGUUCAGCUUCACAUCUCAGGACAUUGGGUGGCAGUUCCAAAGGGGUUUCUGUGACCCAACCAGUUACACAGAGUUUUAGGAAUAAAAUUAGGGAUAAAAUUGCAAAAGUGUGUGUGUGUGUGGGG
This is a messenger RNA of Chelonia mydas (Green sea turtle), 1315 nucleotides long. RefSeq names its product olfactory receptor 5W2-like. Lineage: Eukaryota; Metazoa; Chordata; Testudines; Cheloniidae. The transcript has a single exon. Gene Ontology annotation, biological process: G protein-coupled receptor signaling pathway; sensory perception of smell. Gene Ontology annotation, cellular component: membrane. Gene Ontology annotation, molecular function: olfactory receptor activity; odorant binding; G protein-coupled receptor activity. The coding region runs from base 4 to 942 and encodes 312 amino acids. The record is from RefSeq and is a predicted model, not a curated record.